GGCCAAAGUAAACUUGUCCUCUCCCAAACACUUUUUAGGCAGCCAGCAAGUGGGAAUAGAGCAGUAACUGGUUUUAUUUUUUUUUGUAAUUGCUCUGUACAGACUUCUUUAGCAAGUUCAGUACAUUGUCUUAGAGGAAUUCCUUUCCAUCUUUUUUCCACCAAUACAAUCUUCCCCUCUAGUGUUCCAAUUGUCGAGUUUUCACAAUGGCUACUCAAUCAACCACAACUGAAGUUCAGAAGAAGAAAAUUUCUUUCUCCAACUUGCUCCUCGGUGCAGGCUUGAACCUUUUUGAAGCAAGCUCUCUUGGCCAUCCAUUGGAAGUCACAAAGGUUCAAAUGGCUAGUCAUCGCAACCAGAAUAUGGCUGCCGCUAUGCGAUCUAUCAUGUCGCGUGGUGGUAUUCUUGGUUUCUAUCAAGGUUUAAUUCCUUGGGCUUGGAUUGAGGCAUCUACAAAGGGUGCCGUGCUUUUAUUCACAGCUGCCGAAUUGGAGUAUCGGUUUCGGUCUAUGGGCCUCGACCCUGCUGUCGCUGGUGCCCUCGCCGGUAUGGGUGGUGGCAUUGCGCAGGCGUACGCCACUAUGGGCUUCUGCACAUGUAUGAAGACUGCGGAGGUCACACGUGCCAAGCAAGCAGCUGCCGGAGUGCCGGUUCCCAGCACAUUCCGUGUCUUCCUCGACCUUUACAAAAAGGAGGGUAUUCGUGGUAUCAACCGGGGUGUCAACGCAGUUGCCCUGCGUCAAUGCACCAAUUGGGGUAGUCGUUUCGCCCUUUCUCGUUUCCUUGAACGCCCCAUUCGUUGGCUCACGAGCCGCAAUGCUGAUGAUCCUUUGACUACUCCUCAGCGGUUUGCUGCUAGCUGCUUGGGUGGUGCUUUGAGUUGCUGGAACCAACCAAUUGAGGUUGCCCGCAUUGAAAUGCAAAGCAUGGUCAAGGGCAGUUCACAGCUCGGACUUUUGGGCACUAUGAAGUUCAUCUACAACAGAAACGGCUUAAAGGGCCUGUAUCGUGGCGCUGUACCGCGUAUGGGUCUCGGUGCAUACCAAACUGUUGUAAUGGUUUUCCUCGCCGACUACGUCCGUGCUUACUUCAGACGCAACGGUUAUAACAUCUAGGAUGCUUGUUUGUAAAAGGUGUCUUUGAAAUUUCUUGUACUAGUUUUAACAGCAAAGAGUUGGAACUGUGCACUCUUUCGUCUUGAAGCAGGACUGGCUAUAAUCUACUUGUGUCAUACGUGUGUUUGUAUACACGGGACUGAUGACUGUUCGUAUGCAAACACUCAUGAUUUCCCUAUAUCUGUCUCGUCUGUUUUCCUUGUCUUUUGGUACAUCCCCUCCUUUUGUGUCCGUUCACCUUGUCAUUUAUUCUUCAUUACGUUGAUGUUUCAUUUCUAGUUUUGGUUGUUCGUCUCUUAUACCUUUUGUUCUCUUUCCCUCUUACAGAGGACGUAGAUUCCUCGCCUCUCCUCACUUUUGCUUUUAUUUUCGUUAGCUUUGCUAGGCAUGUUCGUCGAAUCUUUCGAGUAAUUCUGGCUGUUACAAUCCUGAGCUAUCUGCUUCUACAAUUUGAGAUGCUGUAUUGUCUGUUGUUUCUUAAACGUUACGUCGUUAGAGUUUACAGUCUCGAAGGUGUGUGCGCAAGUUUAUUUGAAUUGAUUUGAUUUCCUGUUCGACAUUCCCCGCGCAAUGCCGAAAUUGCUUCUCAACCUAUCUCUAUCCUUAAUUGCCACAGCAGUUAAGCUGCUCUGUCAUGCCUGUCUUCUUAUUGAAGCUUUUUUGUUGAUUACGUAUAUUCGUCGUACCUUGGAUGUUUUAUGGUCAUCACUUUUUGUCAGGGCGGCGAAUCCGAACGCAUACCACUAAACACAGUGACCAUCUUUUUUCUUAAUUGCUCCCUUUAUCCUAAA
Molecule: messenger RNA, 1906 nt
Organism: Schizosaccharomyces japonicus yFS275
Lineage: Eukaryota; Fungi; Ascomycota; Schizosaccharomycetes; Schizosaccharomycetales; Schizosaccharomycetaceae
Product: tricarboxylic acid transporter
Exons: 4
Coding region: 207-1115 (302 amino acids)
Cellular component (GO): membrane
Molecular function (GO): alpha-ketoglutarate transmembrane transporter activity
Source: RefSeq, a predicted model, not a curated record